Messenger RNA from Vicia villosa (hairy vetch), 714 nucleotides. RefSeq lists its product as uncharacterized. Lineage: Eukaryota; Viridiplantae; Streptophyta; Magnoliopsida; Fabales; Fabaceae. The transcript is spliced from 2 exons. The record is from RefSeq and is a predicted model, not a curated record. Bases 1 to 714 code for a protein of 237 amino acids. Gene Ontology annotation, molecular function: zinc ion binding; nucleic acid binding.
AUGGCUCAUGCUUUGGAAAAUCAACCGAACAUGGGUGAGAAUGCUGGAUCUCACAGUUUGGCUACCUUCCAGAGAGAGAACCACCAGUCUUCAAGGGAGUUCCUGAGGAAGUACUUUCGUGAGGUUGUUCGUGGCAAGAAAGAAAUCGAGUUCCUUGAGCUGAAACAAGGAAGCACGUUGGUCACUGCUUACGAUGUUAAGUUUGGCGAACUUGCUAAGUUCUAUCAGCAUUAUGAUGGACCAAAUGGAGAAUUCUCGAAGUGCAUCAAGUUUGAUAACGGGUUGCGCCCAAAGAUUAAGAAGGCUAUUAGCUAUCAGAAUAUUCGAGUAUUUGCUGAUUUGGUGGAUAGUUGUCGAAUCUAUGAGGAAGACAACACUGCUCAUUGUAAGAUGAUCAGUGAGAAGAGGAAUAAGAAUCACCAGAACCGUGGCAAGUCGUAUGAUGCUCCAACUGGCAAGGGUAAACCGAAAUUUGCUGAAGGCCGUCAGGGCCAGAGAUCUAGUGGGGAAGAUGCUCCUGCUAAUGUGACUUGUUUCAAAUGUGGGAAACCUGGGCAUAAUAGUAAUGUGUGCACUACCGAAGUGAAGAGGUGUUUUCGUUGCGGAAAAUUUGGACAUGCACUGUCAAAGUGCAAGCACAAGGAAGUGAUUUGCUUCAACAUUGAUGAGGAGGGACACAUUAGUAGUCUGUGUCAAAAACCGAUGAAGGCGUAA